Messenger RNA from Silurus meridionalis, 5703 nucleotides. RefSeq names its product WD repeat domain 62 (gene wdr62). The record is from RefSeq and is a predicted model, not a curated record. The transcript has 31 exons. Gene Ontology annotation, molecular function: protein binding. Lineage: Eukaryota; Metazoa; Chordata; Actinopteri; Siluriformes; Siluridae. The coding region runs from base 400 to 4830 and encodes 1476 amino acids.
AAGUAUCAGAAGGGAUUAAGGGAAGGGAGCAUAGUUGUUUUGGGAUUGGAUUAGGACAGGUCCAGUGUUUGAAACUCAGUGCCGCCCUAUGAAACGUCUCGGCAGAGCUGCAGCUUCUCCUCCGCGUCCGCCUGGAGCUUGGAGUGUUGUUGUAUUGUAGUUCUCCACAGUGUUGUUUGAAGUGGGGUGUUUUUUUUCUCCUCAUAUUGAAUACAACACGCAGAGCGGUUUUACGUGUGUUUAUAGACAGUUGGAUAACUUUAAUAAGCAGUUUAAUUACUUGUUUUAUCGGGCAGGAUUUACUAAGUAAACACACUGAGAACUAAAAGUUGUGUGAAGGCUUCUCGGGGGUUUCAGGCGCUUCUGCAGCAUCAGUUUUUGUCUUUAUGUGACCUCGCCAUGGCGGAAGGAGCUUCUCUUUCCUCUCUUUCUUCUUUUUCUGGGGGAAUAAAUGCGAGUUCUUUGACCUCCCGGGUGAAGAAACCAAACAGCAGCAAUGUUCACGUGAAAGCGAGGAGGAACAGUCGACAAAGCCACAAAAGAGACAUUCACACUCGGGUUGUCCUGGAAAGAGUUCUGGGAAUCACCACAACCACCAACAGUGGUUUGGCCUGUGACCCAAAUACAGGCACUGUUGCAUACCCUGCAGGAUGUGUCAUUGUUCUCCUGAAUCCAAAGACAAACAAUCAAAGCCAUAUCUUUAAUACAUCAAGGAAAACCUUCAGUGCUUUAGCAUUCUCACAGAAUGGAAAAUAUUUGGUCACUGGUGAGAGUGGACACAUGCCCUGCGUGAGGGUGUGGGAUGUGGCAGAGCGUACUCAGGUGGCCGAGGUCCAGUGCCACAAGUAUGGAGUUGCCUGUGUUGCUUUUUCUACUAAUGGCAGCUACAUUGUGUCUGUUGGAUUUCAGCAUGACAGGACCGUCAGUGUCUGGGAGUGGAAGAAAGGGACCGUUAUUGCAUCAAAUAAAGUGUCUAGUCGUGUGUUGGCCGUCUCCUUCUCCGAGGACAGUAGCUACUUUGUCACUGCAGGAAACAGACAUGUGAAAUUCUGGUAUCUGGAUGCGUCCAAGGAAAGACGUGUGAACAGUACAGUGCCCCUGAUUGGUCGAUCAGGGUUGCUAGGAGAACACCAGAAUAGUGAAUUCUGUGAUUUGGUGUGUGGCCGUGGCACUAUGUCGAGCAGCACUUACUGUAUCACCCAUACUGGUCUGCUGUGUCAAUUCAACAGCAACCGGCAGCUGGAUUUAUGGGUUGAUCUCAAAACAUCGUCCGCCCGCUGUUUAUCUGUUAGUGAAUCUUUCAUAUUUUGCGGCUGUUCAGAUGGUACAGUGCGGGUUUUUAGCCCACAAAACCUGCAUUACAUCACCACGUUGCCCCAGCCUCACUGUCUAGGAGUGGAUGUCUCUCAGGGCAUGCAGCCUAAGCUAGAGGCAGAGUAUCCCGAUACAUUGGCGUUGACGCAUGACCCUGUGACCAGUCAACUGACGUGUGUCUAUAAUGACCAUAGUGUAUAUGUUUGGGAUGUACAUGAUGUCAAGAAUGUAGAGAAGGUCUACUCUUCCCUGUACCAUAGUUCUUGUGUCUGGAGUGUUGAGACCUACCCAGAGUUGGAAGAUUCCCCUGCAGCUUUGUUGCCUGGAUCUUUUCUUACCUGUUCAUCUGACAACACCAUUCGUCUUUGGAACAUUGAUUUACAGCAAAACCAGUCCCAAAGCUCUAACCACUACAGUCAGGACUUGGUGAAGAUUGUGUAUGUGGAUAAUGACACGGGGCACCUUAAGGCCCCACCAGACAAAGCUGAGGGUAAUCAAGAUGGCAAAUUUGGAAUCAGAGUCCUAGGAAUCAGCCCUGAUGGCCAGCACCUGGCAGUGGGAGAUCGGAGUGGAAACCUAAGAAUUUAUGGACUUCAGUUCAUGGAUGAACUUCUGAGGAUUGAGGCGCACGAUUCUGAGAUUUUAUGUCUGGCGUUCUCUCCCACCGAGACUGGUGUGCAUCUGUUGGCCUCAGCGGGUCGUGAUCGGCUCAUACAUUUAUUCAAUAUGGACAAAAGCUACAGUCUUUUACAGACUGUUUAUGACCAUUCAGCAUCUGUCACUGCCAUGAAAUUUACAGGUAUAGGUCCAAAGGUUUCCAUGGUUAGCUGUGGUGCAGACAAGAGCAUUUACUUUCGCUCUGCUGAAAAGACUUCCCAGGACCCGACUUUUUCAAGGUCACAUCAUGUGGUAGAGAAAAGUACAUUAUAUGAUAUGGACCUGGAUGCUACCCUCACACACACUGCCAUUGCCUGCCAAGACCGCAACAUAAGAGUAUACAAUGUGAAGAGUGGCAAGAUGAAAAAGUGCUUUAAGGGAUCCUUGACUGAUGAUGGCCCAGUUCUUAAGGUUCAACUUGAUCCAUCUGGGAUGUUCUUGGCCACCAGCUGCUCAGACAAAAGCAUCUGUGUUUUUGAUUAUGAGACAGAAGAGUGUGUGGCAACGCUAUUUGGACAUUCUGAAAUUGUGACUGGUAUGAAAUUCAGUCCAGACUGCAAGCAUCUAAUCACUGUCUGUGGUGAUAGCUGUGUGUUUUUCUGGCGACUGUGUUCUCAAAUGACCAACUCGAUGCGAAAGAGACUGGCAGAGAGGAAACGGAGAGCAGGAUUGAGGAACCUGAACAGAGUAUCAUGCAAACAACAAGCAAUCAGGAGAGAAACCUACAUCACUGUUCCAUGCAGUGGACUAGCUGAGCCAAAAGCAGGACAAUCAAACAGUUUGUUUGAGGAAAAGGAGGAAGAUCACAAGACUCCAGGCAGGCUAGGCACCGAAGUAGAGAGUCUGGAUUUUAUGAUGCCACAGACCAAUGGCCGACUCCCUAUGUGGGCCCGCAGAUUGGGUGCUGGAGUUGGCAGCAGUAGCAGUGUGGUAUCACAGAAAGUCCCUCAGUAUCAACCACAGGGGCGCUGGGCUGCACACGCUGAUCCAUUUGCUAUUCGUUCAGUACUGGAGACCAGGAGCCUACAACUCCCUCUAUCCGACACUCCCUGCCGAGGAGAGGAGGACGAGAACGAAUGUGUAGAAGAAAAAGAGGGACAUGAAGUGGACUUUCAUCCUCAGAGUCUAGACAGUCUUUUAGAUGAAGAAGAAGAGAGUGGUGAUAUUGAUGAAGAGGACAUUGGGAGGGUGUCUGAACAGUUUAGUUCUGUGCUUCAGGACACAGACUUGCAGUAUUUUAGCCCAAGACUCAGUUCUUCUGAGAACAAUGAUUGUUCUCUGUACCCAGCCAACAGCACUACUCUCUCUACAGUAGGAGGGGGAGAGUUUGAUGUGAAGGCACUUUGCGACGAUGCUGAAAUUCACCCAGAAGAAGAGGAGCUGAGUCCUGACAGUGCCUGCUCUGCUGAAAGUGACCAGAUGCAGAGUGACCAGGCCCACGACCAGGACACUGACUCGCUCAGUCAGGAAAGCUCCAUGGGUAGUUCUGGAGUGGAGGAAGAGGAGGAAGAAGAGCCUGCAAAUCUACUGCGCCAACACUAUGACUCCUUAGCAGUGGGAACUAAUGAAAAGUUUAACACAGACCUGCGCAACCUGCAGCCUUCCAGUGAGAACUUCCUCAACCCACGUCUAAGCCUUUCUACCCGUUUUCUUUCCCGCUUCCAGAGCCGUAUACGUGGUACAACUGUAGGAAGCAGUGUUGUGUGCAGACCCAGAGCGCACCUGCCUAGUAUUCCAGAUGAGUCCAGCAGCAUCAUGGAGAAAACAGAGGACAAUUCACAACUAAAUUCUAAGGCCUUAAAUUCAAAUGCCAUAAGAAGUGAUCAGAAGAAAAGUGAUAAAGCAUUAAUCUUACAAGAAAAAAACAACAGUGAUCCAGGCAUAGUUGUCCCCAAACCUGACAACUCCACUUUUGAUGCAUCAAAAUCUUCCUGUCAGAGUACCAUGGACAUUACCAAUGGCAAGAAUAAAUCUAUGGGUGAGAAAUUCGACAUGUGUCCAGAGCAGGAUCAUGAAAAGGAGAUACUCUGGAAUGCCUCAUUGCCUAAUCAAGACCAUAGUGUGACUCAAGAUAGUAAGGAAGAACUCCCUUUACCACAUUCUCUUACCUUAAAGACACAUUCUCCAAUUCCAGCACCUCCUAUGGCAACACCUGCUCUAGAUAAUCUCAGCGCCCGCACCAUUCUCCAUUUGGACCUGUCUUCCCCAUUACCACCUGCUGCCUUGAAUGUUCUAAAAAGGCAGGCAGAACAUAUGCAUCCUCUCUGUAGACAGGUUAUGGUUAGUCCAACAGAGAUGAAGUCGUUAGGAAAAGAGAGACCAAAGCAGAUCAAUCGCAUUGAGAAGAAACUGAUGACUAGUAUGUCCCACAGACUAUCAUCUGACCUUCUCAAAACAUCAUUUAAAGAAAGCUCUCUUGUAGCACCAGAAAAGAUUGUGGAAAGUCAACAAUCAGUGACUCAGUGCAACACUGCAAAAUCAGCCUUAUCGGUGACCACAGUAGAUGGACCUGAAUCUGUGGACCCAGAUGAAACUAUAAACCUGCAGGCAUGUAAGGAGAUGGUGAAUGUGCUCCAGCACACCAUGCACAGAGCAGCCAGCUUUUACAGCAAAUUGCAAGGCAUUAAUGAGUUGUCAGACCAGCAGAUGCAGAUGAAAAGCAUGCUUCAGGAAGCCUUCAGUGGGAUUCUACAGGAGCUUCACUGUCUUAGUCCCCAGGAUCUGAACUCUGUUGUCACUCAACUACCAGAGGACUCUCCAGGUCGUCAGCUUAGGGAUGAUCGUGCUAUGGCCCUGCUAGAGAGAUACUCUGACAUGCUACUAUUACGCAUGUCUGAAAAGAAGUUGGAAUCCAAUUGAGUUAUCUACACAUGGCUUAGCAUGAACAGUAAAUCUGCUACAGGUAUUGUCAAUGCUGAUGCUUCCAAGUCUGUUUACACAAAACUGCUUACUUUUUCUUUGCACAAAAAUAAGCAUCUAUUGUUGCUUUUCUUGCACAAGUGCUUUAAUUAAUUGCACUUGUCUUUAGUAUUUCAUAUGUCCAGUGUUUCACUUUAAAGCUCUGAUUAAAAUCUGUAGUCUUUGUCACAAAUUAUUUAUUAAUGCAGAAUUAGUUUUUUUUUUUUUUUGCUACACAGCAACAUAAAAGUAAACAAACAUGUUUCAUAAAAGCUUACUGAGACUUUUGUUUGACAUGUGCUUUUUCUGAAAGGGAAUUCCAAAUUUGAUGUCAUUCCCCCCCAGUCUUUAAGGUGAAGAAAAAUAUAGUGUCUUAGUAAGGUGUUGGGCUAUGACAAGCUGUUUAAUGCAAUGAUGAUGGUAAUGGUACGGUAUAUCCUUUCAUUAAAAGUUGAAAGUAUUACUUGAGGUGAAUGCUUAUUGAGAGACAUACUCAUUUCAUUUCACAAGUUUUUUGCAAAUUAGUUUUUGACCAGUUUUUAGUUUUUUUUUUUUUUUUUUUUUUUUUUUUUAAAUCACAGUGGUGAUGCCACCCAGUUACAAAUAUGUGUUUUUCUCGUUGUUGUCUGUUUUGAGGAGUGUUGCACAAAACCUGUUGUAUUGGUCACAUUGUGUGUCUUUGCAGAUUGCUGUGUACAUGUUGCAGAUGUAUGUGUUUGACCAAUCCUUAGGCUUUCUUAAUAGCCAUUUUACAAAUACCUGUAAAUAUGUUUUUAACUAUAAACUCUUAAACUACCAGCUUUUUUUUAUAAUAAAGAAUGUGGUUUUAAAGAA